Trichobilharzia regenti is the source of this 1021-nucleotide messenger RNA. The record is from the annotation of a GenBank genome assembly. Lineage: Eukaryota; Metazoa; Platyhelminthes; Trematoda; Strigeidida; Schistosomatidae.
GCAGGAUUAAAAGUCACAAUCUGAUUGGUGAUUGGAUUUCGUCAGUUAAGCAAUACAAAAUGCGUGGGUCAGUUGAGGCUGUGUUCUGAAGUUACCUGUGAGAAAGAAGCGUUUAUUGCACACAUUUUAAUUAUGAUUCAUUUAUUAUUAGAAAUUAUUCAUGUUUCAUUAUUUGUUACUUUUAAUUUGGUGGCGAUACAGGCGCAAAGUAUAUUCAAAGAACAUGGCGGAGUACUUGGCGUCGAUUUUCGGCACUGAGAAAGACAAAGUAAAUUGCUCGUUUUAUUUUAAAAUUGGGGCUUGUCGGCACGGAGAGCAGUGCUCCAGACUUCAUAAUAAACCGUCAUUUGGUCAGACCAUACUUCUUCAAAACCUCUACAUCGCCCCUCAAAACACAGCUCAAAGUGCAGAUGGUUCUCACAUUAAUCUUACAGAAGUUCAAGCUCAACAGAUUUUCGACGAAUUUUUCGAGGAGGUGUUCGUUGAAUGUGAGGAGAAGUAUGGAGAAAUAGAAGAGAUGAAUGUCUGUGAUAACCUUGGUGACCACUUAGUUGGAAAUGUGUAUAUAAAAUUUAGACGAGAAGAAGAUGCUGAAAAAGCUGUUCAAGACUUAAAUGAACGUUGGUUUGGUGGCAGACCAGUUCAUGCAGAGCUUUCUCCUGUUACUGACUUUCGUGAAGCAUGCUGUCGUCAGUAUGAGUUGGGGGAAUGCACAAGGGGUGGAUUUUGCAAUUUCAUGCAUUUGAAACCUAUUUCUAGAGAACUUUGUCGUAAGUUGUAUAACAGAAGCAAAAAGCGAUACGGACGAAGACGGCGGUCACGUUCUCGUUCAACGUCCAAGAGUAGGCGUCGACGCUCAAGAUCAACUGGUCGGAGUUCAAGACGUUAGGAUAAUGGAUACAUACCUUGUUUCUUGUAUAUGAAUUGCCUUCCACAAAUGUCGUCCUAUGGUUGCAAAUAUUUGAACACAAUGUCAGCUAUGUAAAUUUUUAUGGUUUACUUAAUGAAGUUUUUUAUUGAA